UGUGCUGUGUCCCUCGGACACAGCGGAUCAAUGGAAAGAGCCGAAGAUGUCGGCUCGGUCAUGUGAUCAGCUGUGUCCAAUCACAGCUGAUCACUGAUCAUCAGAGCACUGAUGAUCAGUGUUCCCUGAUGAUCUGUGUAGCUCCAGCAGCGCCACCUGUCAGUGUCCAUCAGUGACAGCUCUCAGGGCUCAUCCAUGCCACCUGCCAGUGCUCAUCAGUGCCACAUCAAUGCCACAUAUCAGUGCCCAUCUGAGCUGCCUUUCAGUGUCACCCAUCAGUGCCACCUAUCAAUGCCAGUCAGUGCCACCUAUCAGUGCUGCCAAUCAGUGGCACCUAUCAGUGUCAGUCAGUGCUGCCUAUCAGUGCACGUCAGU
Messenger RNA from Staurois parvus, 375 nucleotides. NCBI's taxonomy places the organism in Eukaryota, Metazoa, Chordata, Amphibia, Anura, Ranidae. The record is from the annotation of a GenBank genome assembly.